UGGGAUGGUGGUCAUUGUUCCUGUGAGCCCAGGGUAGAAAACGUCUCUGGUGUUAUGCAGAAAGCCCGCUCCUGUGGAGGGGGGGUAUAAUAAGAGUCCGGGCGCUUGAGCGUUUCAAAGUCAGUUUUGUGAAAUUCUCCCAAACUGCGAGGACUCUACUGCAUUAGAACCUCGUCUAUGAUGAAUUCUUUCCAGGAGACUCAGUCUGAUUUGGAGGUGAUCUUAGAGUUUCUGGAGGAGUACUACAGACAGAACACUGGAGAAAAUGUGGAGAAGGUUUACUGGCCUGCAGGUGUGGAUGAAAGCAGUGCACCUGUGGAUGAAGCAUCAUGUGAGCAGUGCUGGAUGUGCCAUGAGCCUAACAUCAAGCCUGCACCUCAGCUCUUCCUGGCACACGACUCCCCACCAACCCACAGCCAAAACACAACAGCAGCAAUAUUAUCUGAGCAUGGGUCUGUGCCAAACUUUGUAUCAACAAGACAAUCGACCAAACACCAGGCCACAGCAACAGGGAGUGGCAGAAAGGUGCGACUCUUUCACUUCCUCUUCGAGAUGCUGGAGGAUCCAAACAUGGCCCACUGCGUGUCCUGGGUGCCAGCGGCCGCCGGCGUUUUCCGUUUCUCCUCCAGGAACAAGGAUCAGGUGGCGGCGCUCUGGGGGCAGAGAAAGGGCAACAAGAGGCCCAUGACUUAUCAGAAGAUGUCCCGGGCCCUCAGGAACUACGCAAGGUCGGGAGAGAUCUUCAAGGUGAAGAAGAAGCUCACCUACCAGUUCAGCCGAGACACCCUGAUGUCGCUGCAGAGGUGUCAACAAGGAGAUUUGUAAACUAGACUUUCUGUAGAUCACGUCAUCUCAUUUAAAACUGUGCUCUUUUUACCUGUUUCCAAUGCUUUGACCUCCAACGUUUUUCCAUUAUUGGUGUGACAAACAUUGUAUUCUUGACAGCUCCUGGUGUAAAUAAUACAAAAGAAAUAAAGAAAAGGUAUUUUACUGUUA
This is a messenger RNA of Lates calcarifer (barramundi perch), 996 nucleotides long. It is a transcript of the gene spi2, whose product is annotated as Spi-2 proto-oncogene. Gene Ontology annotation, molecular function: sequence-specific DNA binding; DNA-binding transcription factor activity, RNA polymerase II-specific. Bases 178 to 825 code for a protein of 215 amino acids. NCBI's taxonomy places the organism in Eukaryota, Metazoa, Chordata, Actinopteri, Centropomidae. The transcript is spliced from 5 exons. The record is from RefSeq and is a predicted model, not a curated record. Gene Ontology annotation, cellular component: nucleus. Gene Ontology annotation, biological process: regulation of transcription by RNA polymerase II; cell differentiation.